This is a messenger RNA of Carya illinoinensis, 759 nucleotides long. RefSeq names its product heavy metal-associated isoprenylated plant protein 39-like. Bases 192 to 527 code for a protein of 111 amino acids. Lineage: Eukaryota; Viridiplantae; Streptophyta; Magnoliopsida; Fagales; Juglandaceae. Gene Ontology annotation, molecular function: metal ion binding. The record is from RefSeq and is a predicted model, not a curated record. The transcript is spliced from 3 exons.
ACGAAGAGUAAAGUCUUGGGAUUCUCUCUUUCUUCGCACAUUCUCCUUCUUCAGCUGCUUCGCUUAUAUAAUCUCUGCCCAUCCGUUCAUCUUAUAUUAUACGUGAUUGGUUAUAAACUAAGCUGUGUUGAAACACAUUUAUUUUGCUUGCCCUUCCCUCCCGCCCGUGUGAGAAGUUUGGACCCGGGAAAAUGAAGAAAAUUGUGUUGAAGGUGGACUUGCACGAUGACAGACAAAAAAAGAAGGCCCUGAAAGCAGUUUCCAGCCUUAUAGGCAUUGAUUCAAUUGAUAUGAAGAUGGAGGAUAAAAAAUUGACAGUCACUGGCACGGUAGACCCUGUGGAUGUUGUGGGGAAGCUGAGCAAAUUUUGGCACACAGAGAUUCUGACCGUCGGGCCUGCAAAAGAGGAGAAGAAAGAUGAGAAGAAGGCUGACGCUAUUAUCACUCCGGCUCCUCCCAUGCUCACAUACUAUUAUCCGCUCCCUGCUGUAGAAGAGUAUCCAAAUAGCCCAUGUGUCAUAUGCUGAUUGGGGAGGCCUGCGGAAACAACUGGAAAAUUGAAUACUUUGUUGUAAAAUUGAAAUCUGUCUGUAAAACCCAAUGCAGAAAACCAUGAGCAGGGGGCCCUCUUGUGUUUAAUUCAUAUCAAUUAUGUAUUAUGCAGGUUAGCACUUGCAAUUGAAGUUUAAUGUUGAGAGAACUAGAGGAAGUGGGUUAUGGAGUACAGAGAAAAUGAAUAAAAUAAGUUUUGGAAUUAAA